CCGACCUUCACCUUUAGUGACCCUGUUGGAGAACGAAACGGUGACUUCUUAAAAUUAACAGUCACGUUCCUUUUGCAGCUAGAAAGGUUGUAUAAAUCAUGGCGGUUCCUGUAAAUAAAUCUCAAAGGAUCCCGAGAUGGUAUUUCGGAGGCGUUGCCAGUGCCAUGGCUGCUUGCUGUACACACCCUCUGGAUCUGUUAAAGGUUCACAUGCAGACGCAACAAGGGAAGAAAAGCUUAUUCUUCAUGGCCAAAAAACUGUUCAAGUCUGACGGUGUGCUGGGCUUCUACAAUGGAUUGUCUGCUUCAGUCCUAAGACAGCUUACAUAUUCAAUGACAAGGUUUGCUGUCUACGAUGUAGGGCGUAAAUCUCGAACAAAAGAUGGCCGUAAUAUGCCAUUUUAUGAGAAAGUGGCCUUAGCUGGGACCGCGGGUGCAAUGGGAGGUUUUGUGGGUACCCCUGCAGAUUUGGUCAAUGUCAGAAUGCAGAAUGAUGUCAAGCUUGCCCCAGAACAGAGAAGAGGGUACAAGAAUGGAUUUGAUGGCUUGUACAGAGUGUUUCGCCAAGAGGGUGUAGCAAAGAUGUUCAGUGGAGCCACCAUGGCAACGAGUCGAGCCGUGUGCGUCACCGUUGGUCAGAUCGCCUGCUAUGACCAAAUCAAGGGCACUCUGUUGGGGACUCCGCUUUUCCAGAAAGAUAACGAGAUACUUCAUUUCACCUCUAGCUUUAUGGCUGGUGGUAUAGCCACAUUUCUCACCAUGCCUCUAGACGUGAUGAAGACUCGUAUGAUGAAUGCUCCACCCGGUACUUAUAAAAGUAUACUUGCCUGUGCCAAAGAUAUAGCUGUAAACGGUCCCAUGGGAUUUUUCAAGGGUUUCAUGCCAGCGUUUGUCAGACUCGGACCCCACACUGUGUUAACCUUCAUGUUCCUAGAACAAAUCAGGAUGAACUUCGGGGAUGACCCACCUGCUGCUGCUGGUACAUGAUCUCACAAGACGAUCCAGGGAAACGUUGACGCACACUCUUGUUUACAUGUUUAAAGCAUCAUUGCUGCAAUGGAUGUGGGGGAUGGCUUGUCUCUGGCUUUGUUAGUGUUUGAAAGUAAAAGUAUGUUUGUGGAAUUAUGUAUCUGCAGUAUGCAGUAUGGCAAAGGAUUGAACUCAGGUUUCGUGUUCUUGGUUCAAAAUCUAAUACUGAUUGUAAAUGGAGGAAAGCUAGGUUUGAUAUAAUGGUAGUUUUGCCAGUCUUUAGGUAUUGCAAGCAAAUUAAACUUUUGGAUGAAAUGUUUGGAUUGAAUUUUUUCAAUAGUAUUUUCAACAUGGUAUUUUACAACAAGCCUUGCAAUAUAAAAUCCAGAAUUUGAGCAAGCCCAGAUAGCAAUUACUAACGCAGUGCUUGCUAACUUUCUUUUAAUUUCAAUCAGUGAUGUAGUUCAAAGUUAUGACCACAAAAUUAAGCAUCUGCACGAGCGUAAGUAUUAAGUAAUACAUGUAAAUGAUUUUAGUGUUUUAAAAAUAAAUGUCUUUUACUUUAACUUAAAAUUGUACAAAUGAUCUUUCAGCUAUGCAAGGGAAUAUGUAAGUAUUAUUAAGAUGUCAAAUUUUCGCUGAAGCAUCUGUUAGAUCGUGUUACAACAUAUAGGAUAUUAUCUAUAGUAUAUGUAAUUUGUCCAAUUGAAUCUAAGAUGAACUAGUCAUGGUGCAGAUUUGAUUGUUUGAAUGGCGCUGAAGACUUUACCAAUAAUGAUCUUAAUCAGUCUUUGUCGUAGGAUUAAACUAUCUUAGUGUCAUAGUUACUGGUAUGGAUGUUCCUACAUUUUUGAGUGAAUAUUAUAUGAACUAUUAUUAAAAAUUAACAGAAAUUUGAGGGGAAAAAAUUCUAUGUGUAGGCAUUUGUGAUGUUUAUAUAGACUGUUGAAGGUUAUUGAAUUACUACUAAGAUCAUUGAUUGAAAAAUCCUAUUGUAGAUAUAUUACUGUCUUUCUUCUAUGUCCUAUUAACCAUAUGGCAAUGUAUUGUAAUAAGAGAAAAAUAAUAACAAAAAAUAAUUUCAUACCAUAGGGAUUGAAAAUCAGUCUAAAAUCAUAAUUGAUCUUGGAAAAAAUUGGUAUUGCAUGCAUUUCGAUAAUGUUUAAAGUGGUAUAACAGAAAAACAAGCUACAUAUUAAUGUUCACAGGUGUUUUUAAUGAAUGAACAUGAAAGCAAAUUUUCUGCAGUAUUUUUGUUAUUUGGAAGUAAAUUUUCCAUGUUGAGUUUUAGGUUUUUAUCUUUGGUUUUAAUAAAAUAAUUCAUAUAUAACUUCUUUUGUUAAAUGAAGAAUUGAAUAAAAACUGUGAGCUGAGCCAAGUGAAGGAGUGGGUUGAGUUAUAUGUUUUACAGUCAACAUUCCUUGAUUGAUUGGUGCAUAUAGUUGAAAUCGACUUUAGUCUUUAUUCUUUCUUUUUUCCAUUCUAAGGGCAAUCUUCCCAUAAUGAGACUUAGUCCCAAAUCUUUCUUACACUGUUGAAUGUUAUUUUUAUUAUCAAUGGUAGUUGCCAUAAUGAGAAGCAAUCACUUGCCUUUCUCUGACCGAUGAAUGUUAUUUUUUAUUUUUAAUGGUAGUUUUUGUUCCUCAGUGUUCUGUUGUUGUUGUUUUUUCAAAUCAAUGACUGCAUUCAUUUUGUUAAAAUUUCUGGAUUAUGUGGAUGUUUUGCAUUAUUAUCACAAAUAUAGGAUAUGUAUUUAUUAUGUCUUCUAUUGUAUGAACCUGUUUGUUUUAUCUAUUGUGUGUAACUUUAUCAUAUCAGCUGGACUGUUUGUUUUAAACAAUGUAAAGACUACUUUUCUUAAAAUAUUUUUUAAGAUAUACAAUAAAGGAACAUUUAUAUUUUUUAUCUCUAUUUUGCUUAAGAUGGUUUUCAAAAGAUGUAUUGUGACUGAUAAAAGUAAUCCUGCUUCAAUAUAAUUGUCUACUCUGCAAAUUGCAUUGCUUUUCUUAACCUUGUAAAUGUGAAUUUUGUUCAAAAUUUAAACCACAAACUACAAAUGGUUAUUUUUUGUACAUUAUACUUUGUUAAUGCACAAUUGUUUUCAUAUAUUAAAUUUAAUUCUUCAAAUAUAUCCUGCUUCACCUGGCCUGGUUCAUUCUUUACAAACAUUAUCAUACUUCAUUCACUAGUGAUUUUAUGCAAAACAACUGAUUAAUAAAAUAAUGUUUUGUAUCACUUAACAUCUGAGGCUCCAAUACAACUUUUUCAUUUCUAAAAGGAAUAUACACCAGUCUUGUUCAUGUAUGAUUUCUAUCAUUAUUCCAUAGGGUUUUUGUAAGCUCAGAAGUGUAGAUUUCUUGUUGUUUAAACAAAAAAAGAUGUAUAACUGGUGUUGUAAAUGAAUAAUAGUAAUAUCCUAUUACAUGUGUAGAAAUAUAUACACAUGUUGCUUUACUCAUAUGUCUUAACUGUUAUUCAAGAUACGUGUAGUUGCAAUUGUACUGCCAUUAAUUAUAUAGCUAAUUUUAAGGACGUCAAUUCUUAGUUUAUUAACAAUUUUAAAUAAAUACAUUGUUUUGUUGAUAAUAAAGUAAAAAUAAAGCUUUAAACGUC
Mya arenaria is the source of this 3581-nucleotide messenger RNA. RefSeq names its product mitochondrial dicarboxylate carrier-like. The transcript has 8 exons. NCBI's taxonomy places the organism in Eukaryota, Metazoa, Mollusca, Bivalvia, Myida, Myidae. Gene Ontology annotation, molecular function: oxaloacetate transmembrane transporter activity; malate transmembrane transporter activity; thiosulfate transmembrane transporter activity. The record is from RefSeq and is a predicted model, not a curated record. Gene Ontology annotation, biological process: malate transmembrane transport; thiosulfate transport; phosphate ion transmembrane transport. The coding region runs from base 99 to 986 and encodes 295 amino acids.